AUGAGGCCUCUACUAUCCAAAAUUAACAAGAAUGACGAGUACAAGUUUAUCCGUGGAGUCAACCUGGGCGGGUGGCUGGUGAUGGAACGAUACAUUACCCCGUAUUCGUUUUCCAUUACGGACUGCCACCAACGGGGCGACUUUUGCUGGUAUCCGGGUCAAAUUGAUGCUCCUCCAAAUGCACCCCUUUGCAAUAUCACCGAGUGCCAAGCCGCCUUGUCCAAAAAUGUGUUUGGCGCGACCGAUUAUCCAUUGGACGAAUGGCAUUUGGGACUCGCAUUUCAAGGCAGCAAUCAGACGCAACACGGCGAACAAUGGCUCAACUCGCAUUUUGCACAUUUCCUUCAAAAGAGCGAUCUGAUUGCCCUCAAGAAAGCCGGCAUUUCGCAUGUCCGUGUCCCUCUGCCACAUUGGAUUCUGGGCAAUGUCGACUACGACAACGACGAACCCUGGAUUGUGGGAGAUCGGUGGAAGUACUUUUUGCGCAUGUGCGGUUGGGCUCGCGAAAUUGGACUCGAAGUGUGGCCCAAUAUCCAUACCGCUCCGGGAUCUCAAAAUGGAUUUGACAAUUCCGGACAACAAAACUCGGUCAAAACGUGCGGUGGAUGGAGCGACAAUCCGCACAACAUUCAACGAUCCCUCAAUGUGCUCCUCGAAGUGGCCGCGGCCAUUAAACGAGCCAACAUUACGGAUGUCGUGACGGGAUUUGGACUCCUCAAUGAACCCUUUGGAGAUUGUUCUCGCGAUCGAUACAAACAAUUCCUGCAAGAUGGCAUGAACAUUAUUCGUUCCGUGUUGGGAGACGAUAUUGGAAUUUACAUGUCCGAUCUCUUUCAGGCUCAUCUGUUCAAUGAUGGCACAUGGGGACUCGAUCCCGACACAUUCGGCAAUACGUACUUGGACAGUCACUACUACAAUAUUUUCGCACAGGCCGUGCGAGUCAUGUCGCCCCAAGAACACAUUGAUUUGGUCUGUCAUCCCCAUGACGGCGAAGAUGUCACGGACUGUUGCUUUGAAGAUGCACCGCAUAACACGAUCCCCAGUCAAGGCACGCAGCGCAUUGUAGCCGAAUGGAGUGGUGCGUUCGAUGCCAUGCCGGGAGAAGUUCUCAAACCCAUUAUGAAAUCCAUUUACGAGUACGGCGUGGCACCCCUCCUGAACCGGACCAUUACCCCGGAACGCAAGUCCUUUUUGACCAAAUUCAUUCAAGCACAGAUUGUGUCGUACGAAACGGCGGCUAUUCCUGGAUUGGCCCAUGGAUGGUUCUACUGGAAUUUCAAAAUGGAGGGUGGAGCCUAUCUGGAAUGGGAUUUGCUCAAGGGCGUGGAACAGGGAUGGUUCCCUGAAAUUGCUCCACCCAAUGUCCCGAGUGAACGGCUCUACGGAACUUGCAUGGAGAUUCGUGAGCGCACCAAUGAAACGCAAGACAUUGUGCAUGCGUAUCCUUGGGGCGAUCCGGCUUACUGGAGGGGCCCCUUGGUCAAUGAAAGCGACAGUCUCAGAGGGGACGACGACCUGCAACAAUACCAACCCAUUAACCACCACUACCUUUCCGGAAUCAAGAACCAAGUUGCAAUGAUUGCGCUCGCCAUUUUGGUGUUUAUCGGUGUCCGUCGCUACCAAGUCCGCAAGAAUAGCAAAAAGUGGCAAUACGCAGAGAUUCAAUCGUAGGUACAAGAAACCAGGCAGACACCGAGCAAUGACACUACAAUCAGUUUUAGUUUUUUCCAACCAGGGUGAAGGGAGCUCUAUAUUUUUGUUUCCAUCCCUCCAACCACCCUUCCAUUCGCGAGAGUAUGAGACGACGAGUAUGAGACUCUUUCAGAGUUUGUGGCACUAUACAGCGGGCCACUGAUAGAUUUUUAGAAUUCUCUUGGUAGCUGGAAUUCCAGACAUAACAAUACAGCUAUCUAUUUUGUAUACCCGGAAGAGUGCAGCGUAGCGAUAUGCAUAGUAACUUCCAAAAUUGGUGUCCAUGGAUGCGUAGUCUGGGCAGACGAACACUCCUUGGUUACCCCCGUUGCGGCCCUUCUUCCUGCGAAGUUUCUCAUUCUUUUGUUUCUGUCGUAGCCCCACUGUUUUGUGUGUACACCAACACCUCAUAUCCUCACCGCACCGUGCUUGUACUACAGUAGGAUGAUGUCAACAGCAGUUAUGAACUGAUCCCGUACCCCUAAAUCUUAGUGGUUGAUUGAUUGAUUGGGACGCCAACAUCCCCACCCCCUUCCCUAUCUAUCAUACAGGACAAUCCGGUACGUACAUAAUGCUAGUCUGCUUGUACUGGUUGUUGUUUCUGUUCGAAUAUGAGCGGAAUGCCUUCGACAUAGGCGUCGUCAUCAAAGUCGACAGCCGUCACCGACUCGACUUGAACUCCCCACGAGAGAACGACAAAGUUGACUUGUGUCUGACAAAAAAUGAGCGAAUACGUUUGACUGCUUUUGUUGGUAGUUCCCCGCUGAUUGACCUUUAAUCCCUUGUGCGACGAUCGAGGAUCCUGUGCCAAAAUUUCCACCAGAGUCGCUCGAGAAGCUUCUGCGUCACUAUCAUUUUGGGGUGUAUACAAGGGAGCCAUGCGGCCUUGUUGGAGUAAUGUCUGCCACGCGGUUUCGGCUUGUGGUGUGAAUUGUACGGUAUGAAUUUCGUCCUUUUGAGACACCCAGUCGGGAACUUGUAGUGCAUUGUUACUACUGCUGUUGUGAUUGUUGUCAUGAUGAUGCCCCGGAAUAUCCCAGGGCACGACCGGUUUGAUGUCAUAGACGGGUGUUCCAUGGACGAGAUCGAGUGCGGAAAUGUGGACUCGUUUGAGUUUCGUGUCGAGUCGUUCCAUUUUGACGAGUGACAAUCCGAUGGGAUUGGGGCGAUGCGGAGACCGAGUGGCCAAUUGUCCCACUUUGUGUGGAGCGCGGGGAGGUCUCACUUUGGCCUUUUUGGUGUUACUAGUAGUAGCGCUAGUAGUAUUGGCGUGAAAUCCAAAGAGGAUCCACAAAUGACUGUAGUCUUCCAUUCCAUCCAAGGCUUCCAUUUGCAACGUACUGCCGUCGAUUUGAAUAAAGGCACGCGACGAGGGAACCAAGGAGCCUUGACGAGGUGUCCCCAUGCGUUUCGUGUAGGGAGACACCACGGUGCCCACACACCGUAGUACCAUGGGGUGGUUCACACUACUCUUAGUAGUACCACCAUUAGUACUAGCAGUAGCACUGUCAGUCGUAGUGAGCUGCCAUUCCAGAGCCUCUUUUUCCUUGGACAGAGUGCGCAACUUGACUUCGGCUCGAAUUCGUCCGGUGCGUUCUUCGCGACGGCGAUCUUCUGCCUGCUUGGAGAUUCUGGCUACUUCGCUUUGGUGAUACCAGUAGCCCAGGGCUCCUCCAAGGAACAGCACCACACCCAGGAGCGACUGGUUGUUGUUGUUGCCGUUGCUGCUGCUGCUGCUGCUGCUGCUGCUGCUG
Messenger RNA from Seminavis robusta, 3446 nucleotides. The record is from the annotation of a GenBank genome assembly. Lineage: Eukaryota; Bacillariophyta; Bacillariophyceae; Naviculales; Naviculaceae.